Molecule: messenger RNA, 1759 nt
Organism: Cololabis saira (Pacific saury)
Lineage: Eukaryota; Metazoa; Chordata; Actinopteri; Beloniformes; Belonidae
Product: zinc finger protein 501-like
Exons: 3
Coding region: 179-1696 (505 amino acids)
Cellular component (GO): nucleus
Source: RefSeq, a predicted model, not a curated record
UCCAGUCCGAACCAAGAGGUGAGUUUCUGUUAGACUCUAUUAAACUAGACCGGGACCAGAUCCAGGACCAGAUCCAGGACCAGAUCCAGGACCAGAUCCAGGACCAGAUCCAGGACCAGAUCCAGGACCAGGACCAGGACCAGAUCAGCAACGAGUGGUGGCCACGUGUUUGGAGGAGAUGGACCGGGAUCAGAUCCAGGACCAGGAGAUGGACCGGGAUCAGAUCCAGGACCAGGAUCAGAUCCAGGACCAGGAUCAGAACCAGGAGCGGGACCAGAUCCAGUACCGGGACCAGAUCCAGACCCAGGAUCAGAUCCAGGACCGGGAUCAGAUCCAGGACCGGGAUCAGAACCCGGACUCGGAGUCCAGCAGCAGGACCAAAGCAGACUCUUCCUCCGCUGGUCUGCAGAAACAUAAAGCCAAAGAGAGAACCACAAGUCACUGCUGUGAUAGGAGGUAUAAAGUCCUCACCACUUCCACACCAGUUCUGAAGGUCCGAAAGAGGAUUAAUACUGAAGAGAAGCUGUCCAGCUGUGAACAGUGUUGGGCAGCAUUUACCCAACAAGAUAGUCUAAUGAGUCAUCAGCGUAUUCACACUGGAGAGAAGCCUUACAGAUGUGAUCAGUGUAGGGCAGCUUUUACGAAACAAGGUAGUCUAAGAAGUCAUCAGCGUAUCCACACUGGAUAUAAGCCUUACAGAUGUGAUCAGUGUGGGGCAGCUUUUACCGAACAAGGUCAUCUAAGGCGUCAUCAGCGUAUUCACACUGGAGAAAAGCCGUACAGAUGUGAUCAGUGUGGGGCAGCUUUUACCCAACAAUGUCAUCUAAGGAGUCAUCAGCGUAUUCACACUGGAGAUAAGCCUUAUAGAUGUGAUCAGUGUGGGGCAGCUUUUACCCAACAAAAUAAUUUAAGGAGUCAUCAGCGUAUUCACACUGGAGAUAAGCCUUACAGAUGUGAUCAGUGUGGGGCAGCUUUUACCUUGUCAGGUCAUCUAAGCCGUCACCAGCGAAUUCACACUGGGGAUAAGCCUUACAGAUGUGAUCAGUGUGGGGCAGCUUUUACCCAACAAGAUAAUCUGAGGAGUCAUCAGCGUAUUCACACUGGGGAUAAGCCUUACAGCUGUGAUGAGUGUGGGGCAGCUUUUACCCAACAAGGUAGUCUAAGGAGUCAUCAGCGUAUUCACACUGGAGAUAAGCCUUACAGAUGUGAUGAGUGUGGGGCAGCUUUUACCCAUCAAGGUAGUCUAAUGCGUCAUCAGCGUAUUCACACUGGGGAUAAGCCUUACAGAUGUGAUCAGUGUGGGUUAGCUUUUACCCAACAAGAUAAUCUGAGGAGUCAUCAGCGUAUUCACACUGGAGAUAAGCCUUACAUAUGUGAUCAGUGUGGGGCAGCUUUUACCCAUCACGGUAGUCUAAGGAGUCAUCAGCGUAUUCACACUGGAGAUAGGCCUUACAAAUGCGAUGAGUGUGGGGCAGCUUUUACCCAUCAAGGUAGUCUAAGGAGUCAUCAGCGUAUUCACACUGGAGAGAAACCUUACAGAUGUGAUCAGUGUGGGGCAGCUUUUACCAAACAAGAUAAUCUGAGGAGUCAUCAGCGUAUUCACACUGGAGAUAAGCCUUACAAAUGUGAUCAGUGUGGGGCAGCUUUUACCCAACAAGGUCAUCUAAGGCGUCAUCAGCGUAUUCACACAGGAUAAAAUAUCGCCUGUGAUCAGUGUGGGGCAGCUUUUACUCAGAGAGCUCAGUUAAAGGUACCAAUU